Molecule: messenger RNA, 1578 nt
Organism: Saccostrea cuccullata (small rock oyster)
Lineage: Eukaryota; Metazoa; Mollusca; Bivalvia; Ostreida; Ostreidae
Product: FMRFamide receptor-like
Exons: 2
Coding region: 149-1522 (457 amino acids)
Biological process (GO): G protein-coupled receptor signaling pathway
Cellular component (GO): membrane
Molecular function (GO): G protein-coupled receptor activity
Source: RefSeq, a predicted model, not a curated record
GUGCACAAAAGAUUAAGGGACAUCGCAGGUUUACUGAAUUUCAGUAGCUUAUUGAUUCCUUUUUAGAGCUUAUAUACAACUGAAACAGUGGCAUGAUUCUCAAAACGUAGAGAUUAUACAGGAGAAUAUUAAUGGCGACAAAACUGGUAUGAAUUCCACUGCAUUGAUUUCAUCGCCGAAUACAUCGUUGUUAAUGGAGGACUUCUAUUUUUCAAACAUAUCUAACUCGAGUCUUGUCUCCAGGAACCAGUCAGAGAGCAUUUUAAGCACUCCUGUCGAAUUGUUGAGCGAAGAGCAACUGCGUUUAACUCGCUUAGUGGUUCAAAAAUGUCUUGUUCCUAUCAUCACCUGCGCAGGCGUGACCGGAAAUGUUAUCAGUAUUGCCGUUUUGACUCACAAAAGUAUGAAGACAUCAACAAAUUGCUACCUUACAGCACUGGCUAUAUUUGAUGUGUUAUAUUUGCUUACAAGCAUGGCAUUAAGUUUAAAACACUAUGAGGAAAUAAAUGAGCAAAGGAUAUACAAAUACUUUUAUUUAUACUCCCGAGUAUUUGUGGAUAUAUGGUCAAACAUAUCUGUGUGCUUGACAGUAACGUUUACAGUUGAACGGUACGUGGUCGUAUGCCAUCCGAUCAAGGGGCGCGCCAUCUGCACCCCUAGCAGAGCCAGACUGAUCACACUCUUUGUUGUUUUAUUUGUAUUUUUGGCAACGUCACCAGAAUUCUUUGAAUGGGAAGUAUACGAAUAUGUUGAAGAACAAAAUAACAUUAACAUGACCUCCUUCGGGAUUCGAACCACCGAGGUAGGGAGUAGUAAGGGUUAUGCCGUAUUCUACAGCUGGUUUAUCGUCUUCAUGUUCACUUUUGCUCCACUGGCAGCAUUACUGAGUUUCAACAUAAUUUUGAUUCGGUCAGUGUGCAAAGCAAACCGAAUACGGAGAAGAAUGACGUACGUUGCCGUAAAGCGUCCAGGUGAAAAACAGUCAGGUGAACAAACUAAAGUCACGUGCAUGUUGAUCAGCGUUGCUUUUGUGUUUAUUAUUUGUCAGCUUCCAACAGCAGCCAUGAUUAGUUUUAUGACAUAUCUUGAACUAGCUGGGGUUGAACUUACCAGAUCUGGAAAUCAUUAUCGGAUCAUCGCGGGAAAUGUAACUAAUACUUUAAUAUCAGUGAAUGCUGCUGUCAAUUUUGUUCUAUAUUCGGUAAUGAGUUCGAAAUUUAGAAGAGUAUUUUUGCGAAUGUUUUGCAAACACACGAAAUAUGGUACUGUGCUACGCCGGAGUAAUUCGGAAUAUUCCUAUUCUACAGGAGUUUCCUCUGUCCGACGGAUUUCAGCUUAUCGUGAUUUUGAGAGUAAACGUCUACGUAAAUAUGCUGACAAUUCCCACUCCCCGGAUCAACCAAUCAAACAUUACAAACUUCUAUCAAAUCGAAAGCAAUCGCAGGAAACUCUCUUCUCCAGAGAACCACUGGGUCACAAAAAAUGCUUUUCAAAAUUGUCCUAUACUGACACUGUGUUGUAACGAUGUGAAACUUGUGAUUUAUUCUUAUUUUUUAUAAUUAUAUUUUAUUCUUGAUA